GCGGCGUCAGUCGCUCACUCGCCCCCGAGUCGCUUGCUUGUCGUCUGUCGCGACAUCGGCCGCGACACGUCACCAAAACUUUCUCAACCGAGUUUAACUUUCGAACUGCGCCGGCGGCCUGUGUGUGUUACAUUCAAAUAAAUAAUUUUGUGUGUGUUUUGUGUUGAUGUGGUUUGAAGUGAAGUAAAAUGCGGAGCGCCAGGGAGGCGUUCUGCCUUCUCCUGCUUGCCGUCGCGGUGGCAGCGCAGAUCGACACGAGGCAUUUAUCAGGCGACACAGUAUGCCCGAGCGGCAUGUUUCGCUGCCCUGAGGGCAAGUGCAUCCCGGCGCUGUGGGUGUGCAACUAUCAACGCGACUGCGAGAAGGGCGAGGACGAGUUCCAGUCGUGCCCGCCUCCUGAGUGCGAGGCUGGGCAGCUGACGUGCGGGCAGUACGUGUGGAACAAGACGUACUGCAUCCCGCCGCACUACCGCUGUGAUAUGCAUGUGGACUGCGUCGACGGCACCGACGAGGCUGACUGCACAUAUCGCAAAUGUCAAACUGACGACUUCCAGUGCGGUGUAGAGGGCGCGGGCCCCGGGAAAGUGUCCUCGCAGGGGCCCUGCAUACCUAAAGAGAAGAAAUGUGACGGGUAUUUAGACUGUAGGACGGGUAAGGACGAGCAGAAUUGUCCCACAGACUCGACACCCUGCCGGCUGGACCAGUUCAAGUGCGCUACAGGGAACAAGUGCGUCGACGCUUCUGUGAAGUGCGACCACAAAGACGACUGCGGCGACAACUCAGACGAAGAACAUUGUAGUUUUCCCCCCUGCCACAUCGGGCAGUUCCGCUGCAGUAACGCGCUGUGCAUCCCCGCUACCUACCACUGCGAUGGAUACAAGGACUGCGCGGACGGCUCCGACGAGGCGAACUGCACCGCCAUAGCCUGCCCCGAUAACAAGUACCUGUGCCCUAAGGGAGGACAAGAUGGAACCCACAAGUGUAUCAUGCGGUACCAGCUGUGUGACGGGAAGAGGGACUGUGAAGAUAAUGCUGAUGAGGAAGCUGCUUGCUCAACGGCCUCCUGUCCCGCCUUGGACUGUGAGUACAAAUGCGUGGCGUCUCCGUCUGGCGGAGCGUGUUCCUGCGCGGCCGGACUCACGCUCUCGGCAGACAACAGGACCUGCGUGGACCGCGACGAGUGCAAGGAGUGGGGCUUCUGCCACCAGCUUUGCGUUAAUACUGCUGGAUCAUAUCGUUGCGCAUGCGCCCCCGGGUACUCGCUGGUGGAGGGGCGGCGCUGCGUGGGCGGCGCGGCGUCGGGCGCGGCGCUGGUGCUGGCGCACGCGGGCGCGGUGCUGCACAUGGACCUGCACGGCCGCGCGCCCGUGUCCCUCGCCAACGCCACCGCGGCCGCCGGACUCGACUACCACUACAGGAGAAAUCUGCUGUUCUGGUCCGAUCUCAAGACUAGAAAGAUCCACUCACAGCAUCUGAGCGUGCCAGCCGGACUGAACAGCUAUGCGGGUAACGACAUCACGGUCGCCGGUUCCUGGGCUCCGGUAGCCCUGGCCGUGGACUGGGUGGGAGACAAACUGUACGUGGCAGAUGCCGUGGGACAAAAGAUUGAUGUUUUCGAGCUGGAUGGAAGACUGCAUGCCGUAGUGCUGGGCUCUAAUUUGACGAACCCAGCCGAUUUGGCCCUGGAUCCGACGCUGGGUCUGAUGUUUGUUGCUGAUAGUAGCCAGAUUGUUCGAGCUAACAUGGACGGUACCCACGCGAAAUCGAUCGUAUCAGAAGCGGCCUACAAAGCAUCAGGUAUAGCGGUGGACAUCAUCGCGCGCCGAGUGUUCUGGUGUGACUCCUUACUGGACUACAUCGAAACGGUCGACUACGACGGCAACCAUCGUUUCUUGGUCCUCAGAGGACAGCAGGUCCCCAGCCCUUCAAGACUCGCUCUUUUCGAAGACAGGGUCUACUGGUCAGACAGCAUUAAACAAGGCAUCAGUUCAGUCAAUAAAUACGAAGGAGCUUCAAGUAUUCAAGCCAUAUACAAAAUGAAGGAUAUCAGGGAACCCAGGGCGAUCACUGUCAUACACUCUUUAAAGCAAACUUCGGUCAAUAACCCCUGUGGUAACAAUAAUGGAGGGUGCUCCCAAAUGUGCAUAGUGACAGCUAUUCAAAAUGGUGGCCUGGGGUACCGCUGCGCUUGCAACAUCGGCUACCGGCUCGAAAGCGAUUUGCGUAAUUGUGAUUUAGUGAAUGAGUUCCUCAUGUACUCCCAACAGAGAUUCAUUAAAGGAAAGGUCCUCAAUCCUGUAAUCGAAGGGUUCAGUGACGCAAUCUUGCCUGUUGUGUCACGAAGGGCUAGAUUCGUUGGCUUGGACUUCGACGCAAGAGAUGAACAUAUCUAUUACUCUGAUGUGCUACAAGAUGUGAUAUACAGGGUGCACAGGAACGGAACGUCUCGGGAAAUUGUCCUCGCAUCACAGAACGAGGGCGUUGAAGGACUCGCGGUAGACUGGGCUUCGAAAAACCUUUACUACAUCGACUCUAGGAAAGGAACAUUGAAUGUCCUUUCAACGAGGAACGUGACUUACAAAAGAACUCUUCUGAAAGACUUAAAAAGACCCAGGGCUAUUGUCGUUCAUCCCAACAAGGGUUUCAUAUUCUUCUCGGAGUGGGACCGACCGGCAAACAUCAGCCGUUGCAACACUGACGGUACCGGGCUUCUCGUUUUCGAAAAUGUUACUCUCGGCUGGCCUAACGGCUUGUCCAUAGAUUUUGACACCGACAGAAUAUACUGGUGUGACGCCUUACUGGACCACGUACAACAUUCCAAACUGGACGGUACUGACGUGAAAACUGUCAAUUCGAGGCUGAUCAGGCAUCCGUUCUCGAUAGUUAUCAACAAAGAGUUCAUGUACAUCACAGACUGGAGACUAGACGCCAUCGUGAGGCUGCACAAACUGACCGGGGAACAGGAAGACAUCAUGGUCCGUGAGCCGCAAACCAACAGGCUGUACGGAGUGAAAGUCUAUAGUGAGAAUAUACAGAAAAUAGACCCGAUGCAACCCUGCGCGAGGAAUAAUGGAAACUGCCAGAAGCUUUGUUUCGCCAUACCGAGGAAUAACACCGAAUUCUUGACUGUUAAGUGCGGAUGUCCUUACGGAGAGAAGUUGGCGGCAGAUGGUCAGAAUUGUAUCGCCGAUCCUAACUCGGAGCCGCCCGUGCAAGCCUGCCCGCACUCCUGGGACUUCACGUGCAAUAACCAGAGAUGUAUCCCGAAGAGCUGGGUGUGCGAUGGGGACGACGACUGUCUAGACAACAGCGAUGAGGAGCAGAAUUGUACCAAAACAACAUGCAGCUCAUCAGAAUUCAUGUGCAAAUCUGGUCGUUGUAUACCUGCGACUUUCAAGUGCGACUCUGAGAACGACUGCGGCGACUUCUCUGACGAGACGGGGUGCGUCAACGUGACCUGCAGCUCCUCGCAGUUCCAGUGCGACAACGGACGCUGCGUGCCCAACACCUGGAAGUGUGACUCCGAGAACGAUUGUGGAGAUGGCUCCGACGAGGGCAGCCAUUGUGCUGAAAAGACUUGCGCUUACUUCCAGUUCACAUGUCCGCGCACGGGGCACUGCAUCCCCGCGUCAUGGGUGUGUGACGGGGACGACGACUGCUUCGACAAGCAGGACGAGGCCGACUGUCCGCCCGUAUCCUGCCUCGCCAACCAGUUCAAAUGCGCUGACCUCAAGCAGUGUGUGCAGGAGGCAUACAAAUGUGACGGCAUCCCGGACUGCAACGACGGCAGCGACGAGGCGGGCUGUCCCUCGCUGGCGCCGCACCAGUGCCAGCCAGACAAACAGUUCCAGUGCCGCUCCUCCGGGAUCUGCAUACCCACUACCUGGUACUGUGACGGCACGCCCGACUGCGAGGACCUGUCGGACGAGCCGGCGUCGUGCGGCGCGGCGCAGUGCGGCGCGAACCACUUCCGCUGCGACAACGGGCGCUGCGUGUUCAAGGCCUACGUGUGCGACGCGCGCGACGACUGCGGCGACGGCUCCGACGAGGGGCUGCAGCACGCCUGCACGCCGCCGCCGUUCAGAUGUCCAACUGGACAGUGGCAAUGUCCUGGAGUUACUGGUCGCUGCGUCAACCUCACGCAAGUUUGCGACAACAAGCCCGAUUGCCCCAACGGUGCUGAUGAAGGUCCUAGCUGUGAUUUCGCCGAAUGCCAAGAUCAACAAGGCCUGUGUACAAACGAAUGUAAGGAGACUCCAAAUGGCCCGCUGUGCCUCUGUCCUCCUGGAGAGGAACUCGACGUCGACGGCUACACCUGUAAGGAUAUCGAUGAAUGCAACCCUCCAGGCAUCUGCUCGCAAGUGUGCACAAAUAUCAAGAAGUCUUAUGUCUGCAGCUGUGUCGACGGGUAUCUCCUCACCAACAACAACCAUUCUUGCAAAGCUAACAACCAUUCCAGCGCCUUCCUCAUCAUUUCCAACAGGCACUCCAUCUUAGUGGCUGAUCUGAACGAACAAGGCUUAGAAAGAGUACCAAUUAAUGUAGAAAAUGUUGUAGCUACAGCCUCCAACAUGCAUACAGGAACUAUAUUCUGGUCUGAUAUGAAGCUGAAGAAGAUUUCUCGGUUAGACCGAGGCAGUGAGCCCCAAGUGAUAAUCACUACAGGACUUGAUCUGGUGGAAGGGUUAGCUUACGACUGGGUGGGGGGUAACAUCUACUGGUUGGACAGCAAGUUAAAUACUAUUGAAGUCGCUAAAGAAGAUGGUACAGCAAGAACUGCGCUGCUUAGCGGUAACAUCACGCAGCCCAGAGGUAUGUGCUUGGAUCCCGCUCCGAACACAAGAUGGUUGUUCUGGACUGACUGGGGAGAAAACCCAAGGAUUGAGAGGAUUGGUAUGGAUGGUACACAGCGCAUGGCAAUAAUAACCACCAAGAUCUACUGGCCAAAUGGUUUGACCCUGGACACGGCGACUAAGAGAGUCUACUUCGCUGAUUCUAAACUGGACUUUAUAGACUUCUGCAACUACGACGGAACUGGAAGGCAGCAGGUGUUGGCUGGCAGUCACUACCUAUUGCACCCGCACUCGUUAACUCUUUUCGAAGACACUUUGUACUGGACGGAUCGUCAAUUAAACAGAGUCCUUUCUGCCCAUAAGUUCAAGGGGUCGAAUCAGACGGUAGUGUCUCACCUGAUUUCGCAGCCGCUGUCUAUUCACGUCCACCACCCCUCGCUCCAGCCGCAGUACCCCUCGCCGUGCAAAAAGGACACUUGCCAACAUCUAUGUUUGCUAAGUCCUAACAUGACCAUCGGCUACACUUGCAUGUGCAAGCCUGGCUUCAAACUCUUGCCUGAUGGAAAAUGCGUUGAAGAGGAAACUGCAUACUUAAUGGUGCUGAAGGGAUCGCAAAUUAUCGAUUUAGCUACAGAUGGUUCUGGAAGAGCUGGACAGUUGGCGUCUGUUGUUGGAAUUCAAGGUGGAGUACAACUAGACUAUGAUAGACAGGGCCACACGCUCUUCUGGCUCCAAUCCAUCUCCGGAGACAGUGACGAUGAAGAGAACUGCACAAUUUACAGCAUGAGUUAUGGCGGAGGGAAUAAAGUCGAGUUCUUCGGCCAAGACACCGGCAUCGUCGGCGCUCCCUCGGCUAUUGCCUUCGAUUGGCUGGGAAGGAACUUGUACAUGGCCAACAGAGUUGCUAGUAACAUUGAGUUGGUGAGAAUAGACGGCAAAGUGAAAUAUAGGUCGAUUGUAAUGGCCAAUGAUGGAAGUAAAAUGUCUGUUGCAAAACCUAAGGCCAUAGCUCUGGAUCCUACUGAAGGGAAAUUAUACUGGUCAGAUGAAGGCGGUUACGGCGUGCCAGCUAAAAUCGGCAAAGCCAAUAUGGACGGCACCAACCCCAUCAUUCUAGUGGACUCCAUUGAGAGACCUGAAGCCAUCACCGUGGACGUGGAGAGGAAGUUGGUGUACUUCAGCACUCAGUUCCCCGCUAGCAUCAACAGUGUCAAUACCGAGGGCAAUGACAGGAAGACUAUUCUCACGGAGUCCAACGCUAUAUCAUUCCCAAAAGUCAUUGCUGUCUUAGACUCAAGGUUAUACGUCCUCGACCCAAGGCACGAGAAGAUCAUUAAAGCAGACCUUCCUAAUGGCGAUAACGUCAAAACUAUCUUGGACAAUGAGAGUGACUUGAAAUCUCUUACGAUAUUCCAAAAGAGAAAGAUGAUUCAUCAUCCAUGCUCGCAAAAUAACGGUGGGUGCGAACAGAUCUGUAUACCUAGUGACGGUGGAUCUAGAGUUUGUGCUUGUUCGAUCGGGUACAGAAAGGAGAGUGAGGUCAAUUGCAUUCCAUACAAAACCUUUGCAGUGGUGUCACAACUCGACCUAAUCCGAGGGUACAGCAUCGAUUCUAGCGCCGAAGCAAUGGUUCCAGUCACAGGCCAAGGACACCACAUUCUUCACGUCGAUGUCCACUUCGCUGAGAACUACAUCUACUGGGUUGAGUUUAACAGAGGCCAAUGGAAUGGUAUCUUUAGGAUACGUCCAAAUGGUACUGAACUUCAGCAUAUCGUCAAAGAUGGUAUCGGCAGUAAUGGAAUUAGAGGCCUGGCUGUUGACUGGGUAGCUGGUAAUUUAUAUUUCACAAACGUCUUCCCUCACGAAAACUACGUAGAGAUGUGCUGGCUAGAUGGUUCUAACAGAAAGGUCCUUGUCAAAACAACCAUGGAUGCCCCAAGAGAGCUCGCUGUAAAUCCUCUGAAGAGGUUGCUCUAUUGGAUAGAUUAUGGCCAAUACCCUCGCAUCGGAAAAGCAUAUCUCGACGGCAGCAACUGGCAGACUGUUGUCAGCUCCGGAAUAUCAAACCCCCGAGACUUGACCAUCGACAUGCUGACACAUGAUGUAUACUGGGUAGAUUCCAAACUCGACCAGAUUCAGAAGAUUUCUUACAACGGUGGCAAUAGACAGCUAAUCAGAUCAAAUUUGCCGAACCCCAUGGGUAUUGCAGUUCACACAGGCAGCGUUUACUGGGUUGAUAGAAAUUUGCAGACGAUUUAUAAGGCAUCGAAGUUACCAGGAAAUAUGUCUAUGCCAGAGAAAGUUAGAACGAACUUACCGAAACUACGUGAUAUCGUCAUAUUUGAUGUAAAUAACCAGCCAACCGACGAAAACAAUCCGUGUAGGAAACUUGGUAAUGGAGGCUGCGAUCAACUCUGUUUCAGUUUUCCACCUGACUCCAAUAAGGGAGUAACACACAGAUGUGACUGCGCGACUGGUCAAGUGUCACAGACUAAUCCAAAGAAAUGUGAUGUCGUUGAUGAAUACUUGGUAUUCACGACUAGAACCGAGAUUCGCGCCAUCAACCUCGACCCUAAAUCCACCGGUGUGCCCUUUAAACCUGUGGUCAACCUCACCAACGUCGUCGGAGUGGAAUUCGAUUACGCUGACAACAAAAUCUUCUUUACUCAAAUCAGACCUUGGGCUAGGAUCGGUUGGAUGCCAGCGAACAACCCAGAUAUAGCGACUAUUCAUAACAUCAUCAAUAAGGGAAUUAACCCUGAAGGUAUUUCUUACGACUGGACUCAGAAGAAAGUUUACUGGACCGAUAGUUCCAACAAUUCAAUCUACGCUAUGAAUUUGGACGGUUCCGAAUUGGUUAUGAUUGCAAGAGUUGAAAGACCAAGAGCUAUCGUUGUUGAUCCUUGCAAUGGAACCUUGUACUAUACCGAUUGGGGAAGAUUCGGAACUUCAGGUAAAAUUUACAGAACAACAAUGGCUGGAUCACUGAAAAAGGCUAUCAUUGACAAAGAUCUAUCACAACCUAGCGGGUUGACAAUUGAUUUCGAUGAAAACAUGCUUUACUGGACCGAUGCUGUCAGAGAAAAGAUCGAAAGAUCUAACAUGGAUGGUAGCAACAGAGAAGUUUUGAUAACAGCCACAAUCUAUCCCUUCGCUAUCACAGUCUUCGGAAAUUACAUCUAUUGGACCGAUCUUCAGUUACGUGGAGUAUAUCGAGCAGAAAAACACACCGGCGCUAACAUGGUUGAGAUGGUCAAACGAUUGGAAGACUCGCCCAGAGAUAUCCACAUUUACAGCCCCAGUAGACAAAAAUGCCAGUCAAACUUGUGUAAACUUAGCAAUGGUGGUUGUGCCCAGAGUUGCCAUCCGGCGCCCAACAACACGGUUGAAUGUAGGUGCGAUGAAAAUACUAAACUUGUUAAUGAGGGUCGUAUGUGCGUCGCUAAGAACAUCACUUGUGACUCUAGCAAAUUCUUCUGCGGUAACGGUAAAUGCAUCAGUCGUAUGUGGUCUUGUGAUGGAGAUGACGACUGCGGCGACAAUUCUGAUGAAGACAAAAACUACUGCGCGUACCACUCAUGUUCCCCGAACGAGUUCCGCUGUAACAACGGUCGUUGUAUAUUCAAGUCUUGGAAGUGUGAUCACGAGAACGACUGCAAAGAUGGUUCUGAUGAGGAAGGCUGUGUCUACCCACCUUGCGCUGAAGGAGAGUUCACUUGUCUCAACUCGCGCUGUAUCCCCAUGUCUCAAGUCUGCAAUGGCUUCAAUGAUUGCAAAGACAACAUCACUAGUGACGAAACUCAUGAACGCUGCCCCAACAACACGACUUGUCCUACUAACCAUCUCAAAUGCGAGAAGACUAACAUCUGUGUUGAACCUUACUGGCUUUGCGACGGAGAUAACGACUGUGGCGACAACUCCGAUGAAGACCCUCUACAUUGCGCGCAAAGGACAUGCCCACAGAACAGCUUCCGUUGCCCCAACCACCGAUGUAUCCCUGCAACUUGGUACUGCGACGGCGACGAUGAUUGUGGCGAUGGAGCUGACGAACCUCCAGAAUAUUGUCGUUCUGAAGGACGAACGUGCUUUGGAGAUCUGUUCACCUGCGACAAUGGUAACUGCAUUCCAAGGAUUUACAUAUGCGACGGUGAUAACGACUGCUUGGACAACAGCGACGAAGAUGAUAGACACCAGUGUAAUGAACGCAAGUGCGAUGCUGAGACAGAGUACACUUGUGAAGAGAACAAAGCGUGGGGAAGAGCUCAGUGCAUACCAAAGAAAUGGCUGUGUGAUGGAGAUCCCGACUGUAUUGAUGGCGCGGAUGAGAAUACCACCAUACAUCAUUGUUCUACUCCUACUCCGUGCUCUGACGACCAAUUCCAAUGUAACAAUGGAAGGUGUAUCAACCAGGGUUGGGUGUGUGACCAUGAUAAUGAUUGCGGCGAUGGUUCAGAUGAAGGCAAGCACUGCAAUACACAGUACAAGCAGUGUACCGAUCAGGAGUUCAAGUGCCAAAACUUCAAAUGUAUCAGGAAUCACUUUAGGUGCGACGGCGAGGACGACUGCGGUGACCACUCAGAUGAAGUUGAUUGCACGAAGCAGAACAAGACAUGUCCCGCGGGCCAGUUCAAAUGCAACAACGACCAGUGCAUCGACAACAGCCUCGUCUGCAACAAAGUGUCCGACUGUAGCGACGACUCGGACGAACCCGCACACUGCAAUAUCGAUGAAUGUACUAAAUUGGAGAUUAACCAGUGUGGUCACAAAUGUAUUGACACGUUGACUGGAUACUACUGCGACUGUAACCAAGGUUACAAACUCCUUCAAGAUGGCAAAGCCUGCGCGGACAUCAACGAGUGUGUAGAAACACCAGGAGUAUGUUCACAAUAUUGUUCCAACACUCCUGGAUCGUACUACUGUAAAUGUAAUGACCAGUAUUAUGAAAGAGAAGCUGAUGAGCACACCUGCAAGAGAAAAGACAAGAUACCUCCGUGGGUUAUUUUCACGAACAAGUAUUAUGUGAGGAACAUGUCGACUGAUGCGUCGUUAUACAAUCUGGUUCAUCAAGACCUCAUGAAUGUCGUCGCGAUUGAUUUUGAUAUUAAGGAGGAGCGAAUGUACUUUGCAGAUGUAUCGGCCAAGACUAUUUAUAGAUCGAACUACACAGAUCCUAAUCCUACCAAAGAAGUUGUGAUCAGACAUGAUUCCCAUGGUCUAGAAGGUAUUGCUAUCGACUGGAUUGGCAGAAAACUUUACUGGCUAGACAGGCAUUCGAAGAACUUAGAUGUAUCUGAACUUGAUGGUACUAGGAGAAAAACUUUGAAAACUGGUAUCGCUGACCCACGAGCUAUCGUUGUACACCCUGGAACAGGAUACCUGUACUUCACAUCAUGGCAUCUGCAAGCCUAUGUAGGAAAGAUUGGUAUGGAUGGAUCGAAUUUCACGGCUAUUCUGAACUGGGAAGACGACAUAGCUUGGCCUAAUGCUUUAACUAUUGACUACUUCACUGACAGAAUUUACUGGGCUGACGCUCACUUAGAUUACAUAGGAUCAGCUGAUUUAGAAGGUAGACACAGACAUGUUGUAUUGUCCGGAACUAAAGUACCACAUGUUUUCGCUCUCAGUCUUUUCGAUGAUGAAAUUUAUUGGACUGAUUGGAAUUUGAAAGCCAUCAGCAAAGCUAACAAACACUCUGGUGAGAACCUGAUGAUUUUGAGAAAUACCACACACAGACCAUACGAUAUCCACGUCGUCCAUCCUUUGAGGCAACUGUCGUACCCCAACCCUUGUGGAGACAACAACGGUGGAUGCUCUCACCUCUGCUUGAUUGCGCCGCCACACGAGUCCAGUUACUUGAACAUUGAGAGCUAUGGGGAAGAAGGCGCCACUACAUACAAAUGCGCCUGUCCAAACCAGUUCUAUUUGGCCAGGGAUAUGAAGACCUGUAUUGCAAACUGUACCAACGGUCAGCACAGAUGUAAUGGUAGAGAUGAGAAAUGCAUACCCUGGUUCUGGAAGUGCGAUGGGGAGAAGGACUGUAUGGAUGGUUCCGACGAGCCUGACACUUGCCCGGUUCGUCACUGUAGGGCAGGGUCCUUCCAAUGCAAGAAUACCAACUGCACCCCCGCGGCUACCAUUUGUGACGGCACCGACGACUGCGGUGAUGGCAGUGAUGAGGCUGAAUGCGCUCAUGAGUGUCCACUCCUCGAAUUCAAAUGCAAAGGCAGUGGCAGAUGUAUCCUGGACAGCUGGAAGUGUGACGGCGACACAGACUGCAAAGACAGUAGCGAUGAAGACCCAGUCAUGUGUCACAAUAGACCUUGUAAUCCCGACACCGAAUUCUCCUGCAAGAACGGCCGUUGCAUUCCAAAACUAUGGAUGUGCGACUUCGACAACGAUUGUGGUGACGACUCCGACGAGCCGGCAUACAUGUGUCGCCAGAAGAACUGCACCACAGGCUGGAGGAGAUGUCCUGGUCAGGCCAAUUACAGAUGCAUUCCUAAGUGGCUGUUCUGCGACGGUAAAGAUGACUGCAGAGAUGGUUCCGACGAGCUUCCAGAGAACUGCCCGACUUGCAACAGCGACACCGACUUCACGUGCGAGAACAAGCGUUGCAUACCGAAGCAAUGGCUCUGCGACUUCACUGACGACUGUGGGGAUGGAAGCGAUGAGACUGAAGCUAUCUGCCAGAACAAAUACAGAGAAUGCUCGGAAUCAGAGUUCAAAUGCGGCAGUGGAAAGUGUAUAUCAUCGAGGUGGCGUUGCGACCACGAGGAUGAUUGCGGUGAUAAUACUGAUGAGGCGGACUGUGGAGGCUUCCAGUGCAAGAAUGGAACCUUCCAGUGCAAAUCUGGUCACUGUAUCGCUGCGUACUUUAGGUGUGAUGGCGAUAGAGACUGCAGGGAUCUGUCUGACGAGAUCGGAUGCCCGCCUCGUUUCCCUGGUGGAAGAUACUGUCCAGAGAGCAGAUUCCAAUGCGCAAACAACCUAUGCGUGUCGCAAUCGGACCUGUGCGACGGCACCGACGACUGCGGCGACGGCUCUGAUGAAGCGCCUUCGAUCUGCACCAACUUCAACUGCGACACGCUGCGGAGAUUCCACUGCGACAACCAUCGAUGCGUGCCAAGAUACCAAGUGUGCGACGGCGUGGACAACUGCGGCGACGGCUCGGACGAGAACAACAUGACGCUGUGCGCGGCGCGCGCCAAGCCGUGCGACCCGUACGCGCAGUUCCAGUGCGCCAACCGCCGCUGCGUCGACCGCGCGCAGCUCUGCGACCUCGCCGACGACUGCGGCGACGCCUCCGACGAGCGCGGCUGUCACCACACGCACAACUGCUACAACGUCGACAAGGGCGGUUGCGAGCACUUCUGCACGAACUUCACCGCGAGCAGCGGCGGCGGGUACAUCUGCUCCUGCUUCCAAGGCUGGAUCAUCUCGCCGGCAGACAAGAAGAAGUGCGUGGACGUGGACGAGUGCUCGGCGGGUACUCACUACUGCUCGCAGCUCUGCACCAACCUCAACGGGAGCUACAGCUGUAGCUGUCGCGACGGAUUCAAAUUGGCAGACAAUCUAUCUGGAGUAUGCAAAGCUGUUGAUAACGAUGUAGUACUGAUGUUCGCUAACGGUCCUGAGAUUAGAGCAUUCGUGCAAGAAAAGAACGACCAAUUUGACGUCAUCACAUCGGAGAAGAGGAUCGAAGCCAUCGAUUACGACCCCAAAAAGGAGAUGGUCUUCUGGGCUGACAGCUACGAUAAGACGAUCAAGAGGUCAUACAUGGUGAAUGCCCUCAAUGGGGAAGUGAAGACUGGUUUCGCUCAAGACUUGAACAUGAAAGGAAACGCAAAACCAACUGCUUUGGCCGUGGACUACAUUGGAGACAAUCUUUACUGGACUGAAGUCGACCGAACUGGCUCCAAACCGAGAGGUCGUGUCAUGGUCGCGCGAACUGACGGCAGAUACAGGCGCGCUUUGGUCUCUGCUGGCAUCGAGAGCCCAACGUCACUAGUCCUGGAUCCCCAAAUGGGCAGAAUGUUCUGGGCGGAUGCGGGAUCUGCGCCUAAGAUUGAAAUAUCCUGGAUGGAUGGUUCAAAACGUCGUCCAGUAGUUACCGAGAACAUUCGUCAUCCAACUGGCCUGGCGAUCGACCAUACCAUGGACCACUCCAUCUAUUGGGCUGAUACCAAGUUGAAUACCAUAGAGAUGAUGAGGCACGAUGGCUCUAACCGCAAGGUGAUCAUCAAGGGAGACCUUCUGAGGCAUCCACUAUCUUUGGACGUGUUCGAAUCAUCUUUAUACUGGGUGACCAGGGAUACGGGAGAGCUAGUCAGACAGGAUAAGUUCGGAAGGGGAGUGGCGUUCGUCAUAUCUAAGGAUUUGGUCAACCCAUCGGCUGUGAAAGUGUACCACCCGCUGCGCUACAACACGUCGGCGGGCGCGGCGUGCGCGCGCAGCCCGUGCUCGCACCUGUGCCUCGUGGUGCCGGGCGGCCGGCGCUGCGCCUGCCCCGACCAGCAGCAGCCGCCCAAGCGCAUCACCAUGGAGCUCGCCUGCGACGCCGCCGUGGAGCACGAGCGGCCGCUGCCGACGCCGUGCCCGUGCGAGAACGGCGGGCGCUGCGUGGUGUCGGCGGCGGGCGCGGUGGAGUGCGAGUGCCGCGCGCCGCAGUCGCCGCCGGUGUGCGCGGGCGCGGCGGCGGCGGCGGCGCGGGCGGCGCCGGGCGCGGCGGUGUGGCUGCCGGUGCUGCUGGUGCUGCUGCUGGGCGUGGCGGCCGCCGCGGCCUGGUUCGUCGUCAGGAAGCGGCCAUUUGGCAAAGGCGGUCUUAGCAGCUUAGCGUCAUCACAAAGUGUGUCAUUCAGACAAGGGUCGAAUGUAGAGUUCGGCGGAGUGACCACCCCGGGGGGUGAACCCGCGUACACGUUAGAAGAGACUGCGCCGAGGAAAGGACGCGACUUCAGCAACCCCAUGUAUGAAGCGGUCACGCGGGCGGUGGCGGCGGGAGAACCCGAGCCGCCUAUACCGGGUAUUUACGAGGUCCCAGACGAGUUGAAAGAGAAAGUAGUAUCGGCUGUGAUCUCCCCGUCGUCGACGGAGACGCGGGGCGCGGGCGCGGGCGCGGGCGCGGGCGGCGGCGCGGCGGGGGCGGGCGCCCGGCGCGCGCUCGACCCCGCCGCCGACACCGGCCGCGACACCGCCAGCCUCGUGCGCGAGGACAAGCACUGCUAGCACGCGCCGCGCCGGCGCGCGGCUGUCGCGACACUCGCGCCACUCCGCACCGCGCGGUACUAGCCGCUGCUGCUGCCGUGGGGCGAGCCGCGUUACACACGACAAUCGACCAUACGGCUGAUGAGGUCAUCAGUUGUGGCGGAUAGUAUUCCGUUAUUUUUUAUACAAUUUCACAACUUAUAACGCGACUCGCCUCACUGUAAGUUUAACUUUACUGUAAGAUCUAAACUUGACGUGAAUUGUUAAUGAUUUCGACUGGAACAUAAAAUAUAAAAAUGGCGGCAAACACGUACUUUUGGCGUCACUUCACGUCAAAUCGAAUCUGUACUCUGAAAGUUCCAGUCUCUGAGCUAUGAUAAGACUCCAAAACGUUAAAAUAAAUGAAACGUGUUAACGCCUCAUGUUUUACUUGGAUAGUUUAUGUUUAUUUGUGCGCAUAUCGAUAGUUAUUGUCUAUGGACAUGUUGAUCUAUGGUUUCUCGUCUCGACGUCUAUCCGUCCUUUCUAGUUGUAGGCACUAAUUUAUUUCCACACAUCCUGUUACUAAGCUACUUCUUCUAUACUCUUAAAUCCCCGCUAGUUCUGACGGUACUUAUAAGUCAGUAUUUUUGUUUUCUAUGUGUUUUGAAGUGUCUUCGUUUGUCGUAACCUAAAUGAAUCAUAUCAUAGCGUGAUAUAUAUGUUAUAUAACAGAUUUAUCUAAAUUGUACAUUCCGUGAAGACUGAGCUUUGCUCUUAGGACUCCGACGGUCUCGUGUCCAACUGAUACAUUCCUAAUGUAUAAACGCUCGUUAAUUAGUGAUAAAUUGUUUUAGUACAUAAUAUAUAGGAAUUGUUCGCGGCGCGCGGUGGCUACAAGCCGAUUCGGAUUUUGUUCUUAAAUAAGAUUUUAAAUUGAUUUUGACAAUAAGCAAUAUCAUUAUUAUAGAAUAAUUUAUUUAUUUCGAUUUUAAGAAUAUGUAAAAAUAAUGCUACGUUGUGUUUUGUAAUUGUCUAUUAAAUGAUUAAAGAUGAAUUAAAAGAUAUAUUUUGUGGUAACGAUGACGAUUUGCCAUAACCUGUGAGAUAUUUCUGUUGUUUAUUUUAUUGUAAUUUCUCCGACAAUAUUGUUGUAUAAAAUCGUCUGUAAAUAUGUGCGUAAGUACAGUUUUGUGAUGUACAUUUAAUAGUUCGCACUAUACGUAUGUUGUAUGUAUUCAUUAUAAAUAUGUAUUAUAAUAUUAUAAACUAUGAUAACAUCACACUUUACGAACACAUGAAUUGAUGAAAAUGUAAAAAAAUAUAUAGAUCUGUCAAUAUAAUGAAUAUAUUAUGGAUAAGGAGAUGAAAUAUUUUUAUAUCGGGAUUAUUUUAGUUGCUAGACUGUCGUUUGACAUUAGUUGAAAAUAUUGUGUAAAAAUAAAUUAAUAAUGAAAAAA
Manduca sexta (tobacco hornworm) is the source of this 15436-nucleotide messenger RNA. It is a transcript of the gene mgl, whose product is annotated as low-density lipoprotein receptor-related protein 2. The record is from RefSeq and is a predicted model, not a curated record. Lineage: Eukaryota; Metazoa; Arthropoda; Insecta; Lepidoptera; Sphingidae. Gene Ontology annotation, molecular function: protein binding; calcium ion binding.